Messenger RNA from Tinamus guttatus (white-throated tinamou), 2133 nucleotides. NCBI's taxonomy places the organism in Eukaryota, Metazoa, Chordata, Aves, Tinamiformes, Tinamidae. The record is from RefSeq and is a predicted model, not a curated record.
GUACCAGCAGUGCAGAAGUAAAGGAAAAUCGAAACAUUGGCAACCUGGAGGAUCAUCCAAUAUCUUCUAGUGAGAAAGCAAGAGGAGGAACAUCAAGCAGUAAGAGAAAAAGACCCUUAGAGGAAGGCAACAGUGGCCAUUUCUGUAAACUCCAGCUCAUCUGGAAGAAAGUCUCAUGGUCAGUGACACCAAAGAAUGCUCUGGUUCAGCUACAUGAACUUAAACCAGGUUUACAAUACAAAAUGGUUUCCCAGACAGGUCCAGUGCACGCUCCAGUCUUUGCUGUUGCAGUAGAAGUAAAUGGACUUACAUUUGAAGGAACAGGACCCACAAAAAAGAAAGCCAAAAUGCGUGCAGCUGAGCUAGCUCUGAAGUCUUUUGUUCAGUUCCCAAAUGCAUGCCAAGCUCACUUUGCCAUGGGCAACUGUAUUAAUCCAUCCACAGACUUCACUUCUGAUCAGGCAGAUUUUCCAGACACUCUGUUCAAGGAGUUUGAACCAUCUACACACAGCGAGGACUUCUCAGUCUACAAGCCAGUUAAUAAUGAGUUGCUUUCCACUGCUUAUCGACACGGGAGGCUACUCUGCCACACUUUGGACUUAAUGGGCCACAGUAAGCAAAACAAGCACAAGAUGGUAUCCAAAGCAGAAAGCGAGAAGAACCCAGUGGUGCUGCUAAAUGAGCUGCGGUCAGGGUUGCGAUAUGUCUGCCUGUCAGAGACCGUGGAGAAGCAGCACAUCAAGAGCUUUGUGAUGGCAGUGCGUGUGGACGGGAGAACAUUUGAAGGCUCAGGACGUAGCAAGAAGCUGGCGAAAGGCCAAGCAGCGCAAGCUGCUCUGCAGGCCCUCUUUAACAUUCGUCUGCCCAGCCACAUUCCCAGCAGGAGUAAAUGUAACCAUUUGCCACAGGAUUUUGCCGACUCCAUAUACCAAAUGGUUGUGCAGAAGUUCCAGGAGUUGACAGACAAUUUUACUUCCACGCAUGCACGCCACAAAACUCUUGCAGGAAUUGUGAUGACCAAAGGUUUGGACAUCAGGCAAGCUCAGGUUAUUGCACUGUCAUCGGGUACCAAAUGUAUAAAUGGAGAAUACAUUAAUGACCAAGGGCUUGUGGUCAACGACUGCCAUGCAGAAAUUGUGGCAAGAAGGGCAUUUGUUCACUUCCUUUACUCACAGCUGGAGCUCCACUUAAGCAAACGGCGAGAAGACUGGGAGCGAUCAAUCUUCGUGCGAUUAAAAGAGGGAGGCUACAGGCUGCGCGAGAACAUCCUGUUCCAUCUGUAUGUGAGCACAUCACCCUGCGGAGACGCACGCCUCAACUCCCCCUACGAGAUCACAAACGACUUGAACAGCAGCAAGCACAUAGUAAGAAAAUACCGUGGGCAUCUUCGAACAAAGAUUGAGUCUGGAGAAGGAACCAUUCCCGUGCGGUGCCACAACGCGGUCCAGACGUGGGAUGGCGUCUUGCUGGGAGAGCAGCUCAUCACCAUGUCCUGCACAGACAAACUUGCCAGAUGGAAUAUCCUUGGGCUUCAAGGUGCUCUCCUCAGCUCCUUCAUAGAGCCCAUGUACUUGCACAGCAUCAUUGUGGGAAGCCUCUGUCACACUGGUCACCUUUCCAGGGUAAUGAGCCAUAGGAUAGAAGACAUUGGUCAGCUGCCAGCUUCAUAUCGGCGUAAUCAGCUGCUUCUCAGUGGGGUCAGUCAUGCCGAGGCUCGACAGCCCGGAAAGUCUCCUGGCUUCAGCGUGAACUGGAUUGCAGGGACUGCCGACCUGGAGGUGAUCAAUGCCACGACGGGGACGCGGAGCUGCGGGAGCCCCUCGCGGCUCUGCAAGCACAUGCUGUUCUCUCGCUGGGCCAAGCUCUAUGGGAAGCUGAGCACACGAGCACCAAGCCAUGGAGACAUGCCAUCAGUGUACAGCGAGGCAAAGCUGGUGGCUCAGACGUACCAGUCUGUCAAGCAGCAGCUGUUUAAAGCAUUUCAGAAAGCAGGUCUGGGCACCUGGGUGAAGAAACCCCCAGAGCAAGAUCAGUUCCUACUAACUGCAUAAAUCACUUGACACCUUUGCUACAUGACCGGAUCAGAUCGACUGGCAAGAAGGCUAGGCAGCACGCGUGAGCUGCAGGAACUGA